AUGGCAGACUCGAAGGUGAAGGACAUGGGCCUGGCCGAGUUCGGCCGUAAGGAGCUCACUCUGGCAGAGCAUGAGAUGCCUGGCCUGAUGGCGGCACGCAAGGAGUUCGGCCCCUCGCAGCCUUUCAAGGGCAUGAACAUCAACGGCUCCCUGCACAUGACCAUCCAGACCGGCGUUCUGAUCGAGACGCUGGCUGCCCUGGGUGCCAAGGUGCGUUGGUGCUCGUGCAACAUCUUCAGCACGCAGGACCACGCAGCGGCUGCCAUUGCCAAGGCAGGCACUUCCACGGUCUUCGCGUGGAAGGGCGAGACGCUGCCCGAGUACUGGUGGUGCACGGAGCAGAUGAUGACCGUGCCGGGAGCUGAUGGCUGCGACCAGCUGGUGGAUGACGGCGGCGAUGCCACUCUGCUGAUCCACAAGGGCAAGGAGUUCGAGGAGAAGUUCGCCAAGGACGGCAGCCUGCCAGAUCCUUCCAGCACGACCAACGCCGAGUUCAAGUGCAUCUUGCAGUUGCUCAGGGACUCGAUCCAGGUGGACAAGACCAAGUACACCCGCAUGGCGGCCAAGUGCAAGGGUGUCAGCGAGGAGACCACCACCGGUGUCCACCGCCUGCGCGAAAUGGCGGCCAAGGGCGAGCUGCUCUUCCCGGCCAUCAACGUCAACGACUGCGUUACCAAGAGCAAGUUCGACAAUGUGUACGGCUGCCGUCACUCCCUGCCGGACAGCAUCAUGCGUGCCACGGACGUGAUGAUCGGCGGCAAGCGUGCCCUCGUGGCCGGCUACGGCGAUGUGGGCAAGGGCUGUGCCUUCGCCAUGCGCGGAGCCGGCGCACGGGUGCUGAUCACCGAGAUCGACCCCAUCUGCGCAUUGCAGGCGUGCAUGGAGGGCUUCCAGGUCGUGACCCUUGAGGAGUGCGUGGGUGAGGUGGACAUCUUCACCUCCGCCACUGGCAACUUCAAGAUCAUCACCCUGGAGCACAUGAAGAAGAUGAAGAACAACGCCAUCGUGUGCAACAUCGGCCACUUCGACAACGAGAUCGCCAUGGAGGAUCUGGAGAAGUGCCCUGGCAUCAAGGUGGAGAACAUCAAGCCGCAGGUGGACCGCUUCGUCUUCCCGGAUGGCCACGGCGUGAUCGUGCUGGCCUCCGGCCGCCUUGUGAACCUUGGCUGUGCCACCGGCCACCCUUCCUUCGUGAUGUCUUGCUCUUUCACCAACCAGGUGCUGGCCCAGUUGGACAUCCUGGAGAACUGCACCAAGGCUAAGAACUACAAGAACGAUGUGUACCUGCUGCCCAAGAAGCUGGAUGAGAAGGUGGCCGCACUCCACCUGCCAUCCCUGGGUGCCAGCAUGACGAAGCUGAGCAAGGAGCAGUCCGACUACAUCGGCGUGAAGGACAUGGGCCUGGCCGAGUUCGGCCGUAAGGAGCUCACUCUGGCAGAGCAUGAGAUGCCUGGCCUGAUGGCGGCACGCAAGGAGUUCGGCCCCUCGCAGCCUUUCAAGGGCAUGAACAUCAACGGCUCCCUGCACAUGACCAUCCAGACCGGCGUUCUGAUCGAGACGCUGGCUGCCCUGGGUGCCAAGGUGCGUUGGUGCUCGUGCAACAUCUUCAGCACGCAGGACCACGCAGCGGCUGCCAUUGCCAAGGCAGGCACUUCCACGGUCUUCGCGUGGAAGGGCGAGACGCUGCCCGAGUACUGGUGGUGCACGGAGCAGAUGAUGACCGUGCCGGGAGCUGAUGGCUGCGACCAGCUGGUGGAUGACGGCGGCGAUGCCACUCUGCUGAUCCACAAGGGCAAGGAGUUCGAGGAGAAGUUCGCGAAGGACGGCAGCCUGCCAGAUCCUUCCAGCACGACCAACGCCGAGUUCAAGUGCAUCUUGCAGUUGCUCAAAGACUCGAUCCAGGUGGACAAGACCAAGUACACCCGCAUGGCGGCCAAGUGCAAGGGUGUCAGCGAGGAGACGUUGCGGGUCUUGGGUGCUGAUUUCGGAGCGAUUUGUGAAAGUGCAAAGGUUCUGCAUGAGACCACCACCGGUGUCCACCGCCUGCGCGAAAUGGCGGCCAAGGGCGAGCUGCUCUUCCCGGCCAUCAACGUCAACGACUGCGUUACCAAGAGCAAGUUCGACAACGUGUACGGCUGCCGUCACUCCCUGCCUGACAGCAUCAUGCGUGCCACGGACGUGAUGAUCGGCGGCAAGCGUGCCCUCGUGGCCGGCUACGGCGAUGUGGGCAAGGGCUGUGCCUUCGCCAUGCGCGGAGCCGGCGCACGGGUGCUGAUCACCGAGAUCGACCCCAUCUGCGCGCUGCAGGCGUGCAUGGAGGGCUUCCAGGUCGUGACCCUUGAGGAGUGCGUGGGUGAGGUGGACAUCUUCACCUCCGCCACUGGCAACUUCAAGAUCAUCACCCUGGAGCACAUGAAGAAGAUGAAGAACAACGCCAUCGUGUGCAACAUCGGCCACUUCGACAACGAGAUCGCCAUGGAGGAUCUGGAGAAGUGCCCUGGCAUCAAGGUGGAGAACAUCAAGCCGCAGGUGGAUCGCUUCGUCUUCCCGGAUGGCCACGGCGUGAUCGUGCUGGCCUCCGGCCGCCUUGUGAACCUUGGCUGUGCCACCGGCCACCCUUCCUUCGUGAUGUCUUGCUCUUUCACCAACCAGGUGCUGGCCCAGUUGGACAUCCUGGAGAACUGCACCAAGGCUAAGAACUACAAGAACGAUGUGUACCUGCUGCCCAAGAAGCUGGAUGAGAAGGUGGCCGCACUCCACCUGCCGUCCCUGGGUGCCAGCAUGACGAAGCUGAGCAAGGAGCAGGCCGACUACAUCGGCGUGCCUGUUGAGGGGCCUUUCAAGCCGGACACGUACCGCUACUAA
Symbiodinium sp. CCMP2592 is the source of this 2865-nucleotide messenger RNA. The record is from the annotation of a GenBank genome assembly. Lineage: Eukaryota; Dinophyceae; Suessiales; Symbiodiniaceae.